Molecule: messenger RNA, 603 nt
Organism: Acanthaster planci (crown-of-thorns starfish)
Lineage: Eukaryota; Metazoa; Echinodermata; Asteroidea; Valvatida; Acanthasteridae
Product: receptor-type tyrosine-protein phosphatase T-like
Biological process (GO): protein dephosphorylation
Molecular function (GO): protein tyrosine phosphatase activity; protein binding
Source: RefSeq, a predicted model, not a curated record
AUGCUAGAAUGCGCCGAAGGGAAAUACGGUGCGGAUUGUAAGCAGACGUGCCACUGCGCAUCCGGGGAAACCUGCAGCAAAGACACCGGAGAAUGCAGCAACGGUGUUUGCGACUCGUCAUUCUAUGGAAUCAACUGCCAGUGUUCAAGACAGGAAGUUACUCCUGUUGAGGUGACAGCAACCUCUGUCAUGCAACACAACCUGAGCUUUUCCUGGAGUCGACCUCCUUGUGGUUUCCAAGGUGGUACCGUCACGGCAUACUCGUACAAACUCGUCGAGUUGAAGUCGGGUACCACGCUUAAACAGUCCAGCAUAACGUUGCACUCUGUGACCCUAGAGGGUCUGAUACCAUACACCAAUUACAGCUUCCAAGUUGCCGUGGCAACCGAUACCGGAUCUUUGCCUCUCAGCGACAGUAUCAUUGUAGAAACACUAGAAGCAGAGCCAACGGCCCCACGGGCUUUCGCCGUUAGGGGCGCUGAUGAGGACUCCAUCACGGUAGAGUGGGCGGAGCCUGAACCCCCACACGGGGUCAUCACCAACUAUGAUAUUGCCUACUGGCGAACGAGCGAGAUUCAACCCGGAUGGAGGAGACAAACAUAG